AUGGGUUUAGUUUUUAUCGCUUUCGGCGCCAGUAUUCCCGACGCUAUCGCCAGCCUUAUUGUUGUUCGGCAGGGAUUGGUUGACAUGGCUUUGACUAAUGCUAUCGCCAGUAAUGUAUUCGAUAUACUCGUUUGUUUAGGUCUUCCAUGGUUUUUAAAGACUGCCAUAAUUGACCCUGGUUCACAUAUUGACGUCAUUAGCAGGGGUCUUGAGUACUCGACAGUAUCCCUUCUGGCGACUGUCAUCUUCUUUCUAGUGAUCACUCAUUUGAAUGGAUGGAAACUAAUCUCUAUGAACUUAAUGUCUUUGGAUCCCUAA
Medioppia subpectinata is the source of this 318-nucleotide messenger RNA. Lineage: Eukaryota; Metazoa; Arthropoda; Arachnida; Sarcoptiformes; Oppiidae. The record is from the annotation of a GenBank genome assembly.